Molecule: messenger RNA, 594 nt
Organism: Aspergillus pseudoviridinutans
Lineage: Eukaryota; Fungi; Ascomycota; Eurotiomycetes; Eurotiales; Aspergillaceae
Exons: 2
Coding region: 1-594 (197 amino acids)
Biological process (GO): transmembrane transport
Source: RefSeq, a predicted model, not a curated record
AUGUUCGUAGCCCCCGAGAUGGAAAACCCAGUGCGUCGGUUUCUGUGCGGAAGCAUCGCCGGUGCGACCUCUACCUUUGUCACAUACCCGCUUGACUUGAUCCGCACCCGUCUGGCCUUCGAAACAGUUCGCGGUUACUACUCAUCCUGGCUUGGGAUUUCUCGGAAAAUCUACUACGAAGGUCGAGGCAGCUGGGGCGUGGCCAAUUUUUAUCGAGGGUUCGCCACGACGAUGCUCGGCAUACUUCCUCAAAGACUGGUUUCGUUCGCCUGCUCUCGCACCUACACUCUAGAACCACAGUCUCACACUCGACUGACAGCGGUUGCGCAACUUGGCCGUGGAGCACUCGCCGGCAUAGUUGCGCAAACAGUAUCUUAUCCCAUUGAAACCAUUCGGCGACGGAUGCAAGUUGGAAACGUGGUCGGUGACCAGGCGGGCAUCGUGGAGACGGCCCAGCGCAUUUUUUGGGAGAGAGGAGCGCGUGGGUUCUACGUCGGGCUGACCAUUGGCUAUUUAAAAAUCGUUCCCAUGGUGGCGACAAGUUUCUAUGUCUAUGAUCGUAUGAAGCGGUAUUUGGGCCUCCUGGUCGAGUGA